Molecule: messenger RNA, 8009 nt
Organism: Haliotis rufescens (red abalone)
Lineage: Eukaryota; Metazoa; Mollusca; Gastropoda; Lepetellida; Haliotidae
Product: papilin-like
Exons: 25
Coding region: 1-4569 (1522 amino acids)
Molecular function (GO): serine-type endopeptidase inhibitor activity; protein binding
Source: RefSeq, a predicted model, not a curated record
AUGACAGGGAUGUUAACCAAUAAAUGUAUCAUUCCACAAUUUUUACCGGAGGCCAACAAAAACCCAUGUGGUCGUGGCCGAUCCAUGUGUCGUAGUGUCAGGAAAUGUGUGGCCGACUCACAGCGUUGUGACGGAAGAGACGACUGUGGUGACAACUCAGAUGAAGAGAAUUGUCAGACAGAAAUAGAAGACACCAACAAAAACCCAUGUGGCCGUGGCCGAUCCAUGUGUCGUAGUGUCAGGAAAUGUGUGGCCGACUCCCAGCGAUGUGACGGAAGAGACGACUGUGGUGACAACUCAGAUGAAGAGAAUUGUCAGACAGAAAUAGAAGAUACCAACAAAAACCCAUGUGGCCGUGGCCGAUCCAUGUGUCGUAGUGUCAGGAAAUGUGUGGCCGACUCCCAGCGAUGUGACGGAAGAGACGACUGUGGUGACAACUCAGAUGAAGAGAAAUGUGGAACAGAUACUGAAGAAACCAACAACAGUCCAUGUGGUCGUGGCAGAUCCAUGUGUCGCAGUGUCAGGAAAUGUGUGUCUGACUCGAGACGCUGUGAUGGAUAUGACGACUGUGGUGAUAACUCAGAUGAAGAGAACUGUGAGAAAGAAUCUCACGCCAAUCCAUGUGGCACUGGGUCGUCCAUGUGUCGCGGAGUGAAGAAAUGCGUGGCAGAUUCACAGCGCUGUGAUGGAUACGACGACUGUGGGGACAACUCAGAUGAAGAAAACUGUGUUGAUUCAAUCAACACUUGCCAGGAAGGCAGUUCCAUGUGCCGCAGCAUCAAGAAAUGUGUGGCCGAUGUCAGGCGGUGUGAUGGAUACGACGACUGUGGGGAUAACUCAGACGAAGAAAAUUGUGAUGAUGAUAACCAAAUAGUGUCUAUCGACUGUGGUACCAGCACCCACGGCUGCUGCCCAGAUGGGCAGACAUCUGCCUCUGGACCCAACCAAGAAGGCUGUCCCAAUGGGGGCAGCCCUGGAGGGAGGGAGUGUCGGCGUUCCCGCUACGGCUGCUGUCCAGACAGGGUCACACCUGCCUCUGGCCCACACAACUAUGGCUGUGAGGGUGAUGGGUGUGAGAGGUCGGCCUACGGCUGCUGUCCAGAUAGCAAGACCAAGGCAACAGGCCCAAACCACCAGGGCUGCUCAUCAGGUCAUGGGUCUUUUGAUCCAGCGACAUGUGGCCAGCCUGAAGAGAAGGGCGACUGCUCCGACUACUCCGCACAGUGGCACUUCAGCAUGGUGAUGGGGACCUGCUCCCAGUUCUGGUACGGGGGAUGCGGGGGCAAUGCCAACCGCUUCAACAACCAGAGUGACUGUGAAAAAUCCUGUGUUCAUGUUAAAGGCCCAGGUGCAUGUCGGUUGCCCAAAGCUAAGGGACCCUGCAAGGCUAGCAAGCCGAGGUACUACUUCCACCACCAGAGUGGGGAGUGCAAGAAGUUCACUUAUGGUGGUUGUCGUGGAAAUGCCAACCGCUACCACUCGAAGGCCGACUGUGAAAGGAAAUGUUCAGACUCCACCUACAUUGAUUCAGAAGACGAUGAUGGCCCAACGAAGUCCCUGUGCCGGUCGUCUCGCUACGGGUGCUGUCCAGACGGCCGAACUCCCGCCACUGGAGCCAACAAUGCAGGCUGUCCAGCUUCAUGUCAGUCAUCGCAGUAUGGGUGUUGCCACGAUGGAGUCACCAAUGCUCAAGGACCCAAAAUGUAUGGCUGUGAAGUAGGGUCGGGCAGAGAGCCUUGCGAGAACACACAAUAUGGCUGCUGCUCUGAUGGCGUUACUGCGGCGACAGGAUACAACCAGGAGGGCUGUGACGAGGAUGUCAUCAUUGGGGUGGAAACUACCAAGGUCUCUGCAGGUAACCUUGACCCUUGUUCACAAGACAAAGACUCAAAUCGGUGCAAGGACUUUGUGGUCAAGUGGUACUGGGACAGAGAGAUUAAGCGCUGUGAUAGAUUCUGGUUUGGUGGCUGUGACGGCAACAUGAACCGGUUUGACAGUGAGGAAGAGUGUCUGGGACGCUGCAAGAACUCGGCUGGCAAAACCAGCUCGGUUGAUGUGAACAAGUGUCAGCAGCCCAGAGCCAAGGGGUCGUGUCUCGCGGAGCUCACACGCUGGUACUUCGACACGUACAGUCAGCGCUGCAUGGCCUUCCUCUACGGAGGCUGCCAGGGUAAUGACAACAACUUUUUGUCGGAGAGGGAAUGCCAAAGACAGUGUGGGGGCAGAGUUGCUACUCCUGCACCAACAUUUGCACCUCCGACAACGACCACGGAGAGCCCAGGAGUGAAGCCAGAAAAGAGCUCAAUGCUGAUGACUGGUCAGGACUAUGUGAAAGUUGGACGCCACAUCCGUGUCAAGUGUGAUGCCACAACAAUGAGCUCUGGCUCCUCCCGUAUCAUCGAGUGGUUCAAGGAUGGAAACCGUAUCAACACCGACACCGGUUCCUCGCGUAUGGGCAUCACUCUGUCCUUGAAUGGCUACCUGAUGGUCAGCGAGAUGACCAUUAAGAAUGCAGACAAGUCUGACUCAGGGAUGUACUACUGUCGUAGUCUGCCAGAUGGCGACGUCAAAAGCAUGGCAGUCAAAGUUGUAGAUGCCUCGUUUGGUGUGACUGCAUCUCCGAGGACGACUUCAACCACUCCCUACCCUGAAGAAUACUUCACCACUCAAGCCCCAAGGCCAUCACAACCAAGAGAUGUGUGCAUCCAGGAGGCAAAGGCCGGCCAGUGCUAUGCCAGCAUACCCAAGUGGUACUACGACUACAGCAGUGGUGUGUGUCGGGAGUUUUCAUACGGCGGCUGUAACGGCAAUGAAAAUAACUUCAACACCAAGGAGGAAUGUGACACGUUUUGCAGACCACAAGAAAUCUGUAUACUGCCCUACGAGACAGGACCGUGCAGAGCACUGAUUGCGAGAUGGGCCUACGACAGUACCUCUAACGAGUGUCAGGAAUUCAAUUACGGUGGCUGUUCGGGCAACCCCAAUAACUUUGAAUCUAAAGAGAGCUGUGAGCGUAGAUGCAGGUCCCGCAGCCCGGACCGCAGCAUGAGCGGCGACGUCUGCAGCCUCCCCCGUGCAGGAGGCACCUGUGACGGCUACGACAUCCUGUGGUACUAUGACACCAGCAGGUCAAGGUGUAACAGGUUCAUCUACACCGGCUGUGCUGGCAAUGGCAACAGGUUUGGGUCUGAGGCAGAAUGCCAGGCCGCCUGUGAGGGACAUCCUGGAACACUGGCCCCGGUUGUACUCACAACCACUACAACUCCGGCACCCAGAGUCAAAGUGUCAGCUCUGUGUGACCAACGACCAGAUAGCGCUCGCUGUGACAAUAGUAACGAUCCCUCAGAUUAUGAAAUCAAGUGGUACUAUGAUUCUGAGAGAGGUGUAUGCACUCGCUUUUAUUAUGGUGGGUGUGGCGGAAAUGAAAACCGCUUUGACAAUCGACCAGACUGCCAGUCUCGGUGUGUCUAUGGAAGGCAAGUGAAGACCACACCAUAUCCUGCGCUGUUAACAACUGCCGCCCCUCUCAACUGCCGCCAUUCAGCGUAUGGUUGUUGUAAAGAUGGCUACACCACAGCAGAAGACGAGUACCACAGCAACUGUGAUGAUGGUCCAAAUGUUAUUGAGCGACGGAAAGGCGAGGACUAUGAGAUUCUAGUACGCCCUGAUAAGGAUGUCCUCAUAAACUGUCGGAUACAUCGCACGGAUCGAGACAUAGUCACGUGGUACAGAGACAGGUUUGUGGUUCAGACUGGCUACAGGUUCACCCUCUUCAACAAUGGCUCCCUGUGGAUCAAGAACAUCAAAGAAGACGACACUGGAAUAUACAGCUGCCAGGUUGCCCGAGGGAAUGACGUACCACAGAUUGAAAGAUAUAAUGUGCAAGUCCGAGUGCCUCUGCGAAUCCUGCCAUCUCCAAAGGUCAUCAAGAUAAGGCCCGGAGACAAUGCCUUCCUGCACUGCCAGGUGUAUGGCCAACCAACACCAACCAUCACAUGGUUGAAGAAUGGCCGCCCUGUGAUGAGCACGGGCCACUUCAGGGCCUUUGAAAAUGGCACCCUGAUAAUCAUGCAGACCCAGGACUAUGACGCCGGGCAGUACGAGUGCCAGGCAGAGAACGGGGUGUCCACCAUGGCCAAGAAACAAGUACAACUCUUAAUUAGAGAACGUGUUAGAGCCAAACUGGAUCCAUACAAAGGGAAGGUGAUGGAGGGAGGAACUGUCCGUUUACGAUGUACAGGAAGUGGCUAUCCCAGACCCACAAUUCACUGGGAGAGGGAUGGAAAGGAACUCACUAGCGACAAUAAAAUCUCAAUAAGUGGUCGAGAGUUGGUAAUACGUAGUGCUACUAUUGACGAUUCUGGAAUAUAUACGUGUGUGGUGAAAAACUCGCGAGAGGAGGCGAGUGCGGUCACCAUAGUGCAAGUAGUGAUGCAGCAAAAUUCAGGAGUUUGUGAAGAUAAACUCCCGAUGAUGAAGUGCAAGAUGAUCCGGACAGCCAGAUUGUGUGGACACAGAAGAUUCUCUAAAAUGUGUUGUGCAUCAUGCAAACAUCAGCGUUUCCGCUGAGUUUGCUCGAUGACCAUAGAGUUAGAUGAUGCUCUUCAAUGGAACAUACAAGAGGUUAAGCUGCUACCACAAGACACAAGAUGGCCAACUACAAACGUGGUGCCGAGAUAUGCACAGCACCAGAAGUACCCCUGAUGUGUAUGAGUGAUCAAGUGGUGGUUUGGUCAUACAGCAUAGCAAAAUGUCUUGACACCUUAAGUGUAAUAUGUCAAGUCUUUUAAAGAGAGAACAUAAUAAAUUGCGACUAUUGGCUUGUACAGAAUCUGAGUGUUUAUAAUGGACUGAAUAUAGAAUGUGUACCUCUCAACUCUAAUCACUAGCAGUGUUGACAAAUGUGCAUACUACACAAGUUAAAGAACACCCGAUUUUUUUAUAUGACUAUAGUUAAUCUGUCAUGUCUGAACUCGUUUUUUUCUCAGUUUACCAGUUCAGCAGUGACAGCGUGAAUGUGUGGGAUGUAACCGAAAGCCUGAAAAUAUCCAUCCUCUCAGUAAAUGAAGUGAUGUUUUAGAUUUGAUGGUAUGACAGAGUGCAGUAUUGUAGUCUCUUCUCUUGGACUGGCCUCCUCUCAGGAACUCUUCGUGUCUCUUUACAAAACACCUCAUCAGCCUAGCUGCUUGUGCUCCUCCAUUGUUUAACAUAAUACACAUGUGAUGACUUUCACCCAUUCUGUUUUCUGAUUAAUCCAUUGUUAUUAGUCCUCUGCCGAUGACUGUGGGUUCGAAUCCCGGUUCGCCCCAGGUGUGUCAGCACCAUACCGUGUUCGUGGGUUUCACCGAAGUGGUAAACGUCUGAGACCUGCAUCACUUCGGGCUUUCCUCCCACAUUAAGCUGACAUGCCGUGAUAUAACUGGAAUACUGUUAAAAGCGGCGUUAAACCCAACUCACUCACUAUUAGUCCUCUGAUAUGUUCAUUGUUAUUUGUUUCCCCACACAACAGGACUUGUGAAUAGAGAGUACCUAGACAAACCCAGACAUACUGGUGCUAGAUCCAAUUUCUAACAGGUGUACAUUUGACAUGAACAACUGCAAUGUGUACAUCGACUUACGUGACUGCAUUUACCCAAUCCAUACAAGACAACUGUUUAGCGACCAUCCAGAUCAACAUGCAUCUAUACUACUCCAAAAAGUUAAGGACAACCUGAUUCUUUCAUAUUACUAUGGGCGCUGGGGUAGCCUAGUGGUUGAAGUGUCGCUGAAGACCCGGGUUUGAUUCCCCACAUGGGUACAAUGUGUGAAGCCCAUUUCUUGUGUCCCCUGCUGUGAUAAUGCUGGAAUUUUGCUAAAAGCAGCAUGAACGACUGACUCACUUGCUCAUAUUACUGUAUUUAAUCAGUCAUGCUAUAUCUAUGCUAUAUCUGCCAUGACAGAUUAACUACACUAACAUGAAAGAUUCGAUUGGUCCUAAUAUUUUUUAGUAGUAUAUAAACCAUUUAACAUAUAAUGUGCCAUGUGCCAGAGAAGAUUGUUUAAUGUUGCUCACCCCAAACAUCCUGGAUUUGGAUGAAGUGGAUACUUGUCUGCUUGUCCAAGGUGUUGACAAUACAGGGAACUGUCAUUGUAUAGCCUUCUACCUCUAGCAUCAUUUCUACCAAUCAGGAGUGCUGAAGUGUACAUAUUAAUUUACUGCAAACGUUGUACCACGGAAUUCAACAUGAUCAUCUUUCCAAAAAGCCCAUUAAAUAGAUCUCUUGCUUUUUUAGAUCACCAAAGUUUGUUUUAUACAUGCUAAUCAACCAAGGCUACCAAUAUUAGCCUCAAUAAUUGGACCUGACCUCCUUAAGGCUAAAAAAAAUAAUAGUCUUGGUUCUCAGGCAUGCCUGCAUCAUCAUAAAGUUUGCCUCACAUUUCGUUUUUUAUUUCCAUUUUAGAAAAAAACAAAAAAUCUUUUAAUAUUCCAAGUCCAAUGGUAGUCCAAUACUGUAUUCCAGUAUUUUACUCAUCAAGGAAUACAUUUAUGUAGGGAGGCCCUUUCCCAGGUUGAUUGAACACAACUGUUUAUUUGGUGACACAGCUGUUUAUUUGAUUACAUACUAGUUUGAACAACCAACAACAAAUUAAAAAAUCACCGCCCACCCGUACUAUAUUUUCAAAAGCCACUGCCUGAGAACCAAUUUUUUUUUUUUAAGCCUAAGGGAGCAACCAUUUCACUUUCAGGGAGGGGCAAAGACAUGGGUGUUUGCUUUGAGAUAAGCAUUGAUAUUUGAAUGUUCAGAGCUCCAUUAUUUCUUGUAACAUAAACAGGUGCUAUAAUUUAUUUUUUGGUAAAAUAAAUAAAAAUAACAAACUUUAUACUUUGUAUACUUUAAUAUAGUCAUCUUAAAGGUUAGAAGAAAAGGGCACACCAUUUUUUCCCAACAAUGUGAGGCAUAUGUAAAAUUCCCCGAAAAUAUAAUGCUUGCUCCUUCACUCCUAGUUGGCAAAUGGGACAUACCUGGUAGAUGAAAGCUAUGCCUGAAGGAUGAGACGCCUGCAUCGGGGAUGUGAAAUGCAUGUGUACUGUAAAAGUGUGUGGGUGUCCAUUCUGAUGUGUGGUGGGCGGUCGGGUAGCCUAGUGGUUAAAGCGUUUGCUCGUCACGCCGAAGAUCCGGGUUCUAUUCCCGACAUGGGUACAAUGUGUAAGGCCCAUUUCUGGUGUCCGCCGCCGUGACAUUGCUGAAAUAUUGCUAAAAACGGCGUAAAACCCCACUCACUCACUCUGAUGGGCGGAGUCCCCAUCUUCACACGUCCAUCUGUUGAAUGCAUCAUGAUAGUCAUCACUAUCCUGAAUAAGCAUGCUAUCCUCUCAAUAAUUUACAUAUACAUAACACCAAAGAUGUUCAGACUGCACCUGUAGUUAGACAGCCGUGAUCUAUACAAUGUCUGUGGCAUCAUUACAUCUAUUGCUCUGAAGACUGUUACUGUUUAUCCAAGACGUACAAGUUUAGACAUAUUAAAAAUAACAUUAUUCUCAUAUAAAUAGUGUGAACGUCAGCCCCACCAAAUAAUGUUGUUCACAAUUAGCUGGCAAUAUGCUUUAUAUCCAGUUAAGAUUGAAAGUUACAUCUAAUCAUUGAUCCCAUUUGUGUUCAUUCUGGGAGAAAAGACCCAGAAUUCUCACAUUUUGUAAAUUUUUCAAGUUUCUGCUUUCCAAACUGUUCCACUAAACAAUGGCCAAAAGAUUUUGAGCAAAAGUUUAGUGCUUAUCAAUACUAACUGACAAAUUCCCUAUUCAAUUACCCAAUGGUUAGUCCAAUAUGUCUGAAAGCCAGUCUGGCUUUUUGCAUGCAUGUGUCGAUGACUGCCAACAGUUCUGCACUUACAUCUACAGAAUACUGAGUGCGGACGUAGAUAUGUUUAUUUUGAAACAAGCUGUAUUUAUACUGUUUUUACUCACUUUAUAUAUAGAUGUUGGUCUCUUAGAUUUGUUGUCGCUGCAAGUAAAUAUCUUCCAUUUCUUA